AUGGGACACAGCAACGUCUGGAAUUCUCAUCCCAAAACCUACGGUCCUGGUUCUCGCACUUGCCGUGUGUGUGGGAAUUCACAUGGAUUGAUUAGGAAGUAUGGCCUUAUGUGCUGCAGGCAGUGCUUCCAUAGCAACGCCAAAGAAAUUGGUUUCAUCAAGUACCGUUGA
This is a messenger RNA of Lathyrus sativus (Indian pea), 171 nucleotides long. The record is from the annotation of a GenBank genome assembly. Lineage: Eukaryota; Viridiplantae; Streptophyta; Magnoliopsida; Fabales; Fabaceae.